Messenger RNA from Priapulus caudatus, 6347 nucleotides. RefSeq names its product tankyrase-1-like. Lineage: Eukaryota; Metazoa; Priapulida; Priapulimorpha; Priapulimorphida; Priapulidae. The transcript has 5 exons. Gene Ontology annotation, cellular component: cytoplasm; nucleus. The record is from RefSeq and is a predicted model, not a curated record. Gene Ontology annotation, molecular function: protein binding; NAD+ poly-ADP-ribosyltransferase activity. The coding region runs from base 280 to 3810 and encodes 1176 amino acids.
AAUGUUUUGCUGUUUUAUGAAAAAGUGUUGUUUUAAGCUGUCUUUAGCCAACAUAAUAAUGUAAUACGCAUUUUUGCUGGUGAAGAUCAGUUCAGGUGCAGGAAACCUUCAAGGGCGUGGCAUCACAGAGUAACAUUCUGCUGGAAUCUUGCAUUAGUGAUAUUGGGGUUGAUAGGUCAACAAUAAAAACCGAGUUCCUCUGCCCGGGAUUAAAACGGAACGCCGCCUAAAUGGAGUAGAAUUCCGACUCUGCUCGACCGGACACCGACCGCCGUCACCAUGGCGACGCGCCGGGGAACGGCCGUCGGGCAGACGCUGCCGACGGAGUGCGCGCCGGGUGACCCGGGUCGCGAACUCUUCGAGGCGUGCCGCAACGGCGACCUUUCGCGCGUCAAGAAGCUCGUCGGCCCGGGCAACGUCAACGCAAAGGACACGGCGGGGCGGCGGUCGACGCCGCUGCACUUCGCCGCGGGGUUCGGCCGCCGCGACGUCGUUGAACACCUGCUGGAGCGCGGCGCGGACGUGCACAGCCGCGACGAUGGCGGCCUCAUCCCGCUGCACAACGCCUGCUCGUUCGGGCACGCCGAGGUCGUCUCGCUGCUGCUGACGCACGGCGCCGACGCAAACGCGCGCGACAACUGGAACUACACGCCGCUGCACGAAGCCGCGAUCAAGGGCAAGAUCGACGUGUGCAUCGUGCUGCUGCAGCACCGCGCCGACCCGGGCAUCCGCAACACGGACGGCAAGACGGCGCUCGACCUCGCCGAGGCGUCUGCUAAGGUGGUGCUGACGGGCGAGUACAAGAAGGACGAGCUGCUGGAGGCGGCGCGCAGCGGCGACGACGAAAAGAUGACGGCUCUGCUCACGCCGCUCAACGUCAACUGCCACGCGAGCGACGGCCGCAAGUCGACGCCGCUGCACCUCGCCUCCGGCUACAACCGCACGAAGAUCGUGCAGCUGCUGCUUGAUCGCGGCUCCGACGUGCACGCCAAGGACAAGGGCGGGCUCGUGCCGCUGCACAACGCGUGCUCGUACGGACACUUCGAGGUCACCGAGCUGCUCGUCAAGCACGGCGCGAGCGUCAACGAGAUGGACCUGUGGCAGUUCACGCCGCUGCACGAGGCCGCGUCGAAGAACCGCGUCGAAGUCUGCUCGCUCAUACUCAGCUACGGUGGCGACCCCUACCUCGCGAACUGCCACGGCAAGACGGCGAUGGACGUCGCCGCGACGAAGGAGCUGCAAGAGCAGAUGGCGUACGAGUUCCGCGGGCACUCGCUGCUCGAGGGCUGCCGGCAGGUGGACCUCGCGCGCGUCAAGAAACACCUCGCGCCAGACGUCGUCAACUUCAAGCACCCGUACACAGGCGACUCGCCGCUGCACUGCGCCGUCGCGGCGCCGUUCGCCAAGCGCAAGCACGUCACCGAGCUGCUGAUCCGUCGCGUUGCCAACAUCAACGACAAGAACAAGGAGUUCCUGACGCCGCUGCACGCAGCCGCCGACAAGAACCACUUCGACGUGAUGGAGGUGCUGCUGAAGAACGGGGCCAAGGUGAACACGCUGGAGAGCCUCGGACAGACGGCGCUGCACCGGUGCGCUCGCGGCGGACAGAUGCAGGCGUGCCGGCUGCUGCUGCAGUACGGCGCCGAGCCGAGCAUCGUCUCCCUGCAGGGCUACACCGCCGCGCAGGUCGCCACCGAACCGAUCGCAAAGAUGCUGCGCGAGGAACCCACGCCCGGCGGCACCGAUGCCGAACACCAGCUGCUCGAGGCCGCGAAAGCCGGCGACCUCGACACGCUGACGAAGGUCGUCGGCACGAACCCGCAGAUCGUCAACUGCCGCGACCUCGAGGGCCGGCACUCGACUCCGCUGCACUUCGCCGCCGGCUACAACCGCGUCUCCGUCGUUGAGUUCCUGCUGCUGAAGGGCGCGGACGUGCACGCGAAGGACAAGGGCGGGCUCGUGCCGCUGCACAACGCGUGCUCGUACGGUCACUACGAGGUCACCGAGCUGCUCGUCAAGCACGGCGCCGCCGUCAACGUUGCCGACCUCUGGAAGUUCACGCCGCUGCACGAGGCCGCCGCCAAGGGCAAGUUCGACAUCUGCCGGCUGCUGCUGCGGCACGGCGCCGACCCGGCGAAGAAGAACCGCGACGGCAACGCGCCCAUCGACCUUGUCAAGGAGGGCGACCAGGACGUCGCGGAUCUCCUGCGCGGCGACGCGGCGCUGCUGGAGGCGGCAAAGAAGGGUGUGCUCGCGCGCGUGCAGCGGCUCGUCACGCCCGACAACAUCAACUGCCGCGACACGCAGGGCCGCAACUCGACGCCGCUGCACCUCGCCGCCGGCUACAACAACUACGAGGUCGCUGAGCACCUGCUGGAGCGCGGCGCCGACGUGAACGCGCAGGACAAGGGCGGCUUGAUCCCGCUGCACAACGCGUCGUCGUACGGCCACGUCGACAUCGCCGCGCUGCUCAUCAAGCACGCGGCGCUCGUGAAUGCGCGCGACCGCUGGAGCUUCACGCCGCUGCACGAGGCCGCGCAGAAGGGCCGCACGCAGCUGUGCGCGCUCCUCCUUGCGCACGGCGCCGACCCGACGAUGACCAACCAGGAGGGUCAGACCGCGCUCGAUCUCGCCGCGCCGGACGACGUCCGCUGCCUCCUCCUCGACAUGACCCCUGGGCAGCUGCGGCCGCCGCCGGUGGUCCCCGCGCUGCCGACGACGACGACGACGACGACGACGACAAACCUCGCGGCGACUUCGUCCGCGAGCGCGCUGUCCGUGUGCGCGUCGCCGCCGCCGCCCGACAGUCCGUCCGGUGGCGGCGGCGGCGGUGGGGGGCAGCGCGGCGAUGGAUGCGUUGACUUCACGUCGGACGGGGAGCGGCAGCCGGACGUCUCCAGCAUGAGCAUCGGCGGCUUCCUGAACGGACUCAAGCUGGAGCACCUGCGCGAGAUCUUCGAGCGAGAGAUGAUCUCGCUCGACGUGCUCGCCGAGAUGGGCCACGACGAGCUGAAGGAGAUCGGCGUCAACGCGUACGGACACCGGCACAAGCUCAUCAAGGGCAUCGAGAAGCUGCUGUCGUCGGCGGCGACCGCCGGCGCGACGCUCGGAUGUGGAGCCGGGGUCGCCGCGGCGGCGCACGUGCAGGGCACGGUGCUGCUCGACCUGCAACGCGACGACAAGGAGUGGAUCCACGUCGAGCACGAGAUGCAGAGCAGCAUCUGCGAGCACCGCGACGCCGUCGGCGGCAUCUUCGACCGCUACGAGUGCGUGAAGAUCCAGAAGGUGACGAACGCGCGGCUGUUGCAGCGCUACCUGCACCGCAAGAAGGAGGUCGGCGACGAGAACCAGCGAGGCUGCGCCGACAACGAGCGCAUGCUCUUCCACGGCUCGCCGUUCAUCCACGCGAUCGUGCACAAGGGCUUCGACGAGCGGCACGCCUACAUCGGCGGCAUGUUCGGCGCGGGCAUCUACUUUGCCGAGAACUCGUCGAAAAGCAACCAGUACGUGUACGGCAUCGGCGGCGGCACGGGCUGCCCGACGCACAAGGACCGCUCGUGCUACGUCUGCCACCGGCACCUGCUCUUCUGCCGCGUGACGCUCGGCAAGUCCUUCCUGCAGUUCUCGGCGAUGAAGAUGGCGCACUCGCCGCCGGGCCACCACUCGGUGAUCGGGCGGCCGUCGACGGGCGGCCUGAACUUUGCCGAGUACGUCGUGUAUCGGGGCGAGCAGGCCUACCCCGAAUACCUGAUAACCUAUCAGAUCGUGAAGCCCGAGACGGUGCCAGAAACGCUUGAUCUGUCGGAUUGAUGUCACGUGUACCUAGUAACUGAUCGUGAAACCCUAGGCGGUGUCUGAAUCACCCCAGCUGUCGGAUUGUUGUGUCGCACAUAACGAGUAACUGAUAAUGAUGCCAUAGGAAGUGUCCGAAUCGCUCGAUCUGUCGGAUUGAUGGCACGCGUACCUAGUAACUGAUCACUCAUCAGGUCGUAAAGCCAGAGACGGUGUCUGAAUCACCCGAUAUGAAUGAUUGAUGGCGCGCAUACCUAGUAACUGAUCGUGAAACCCUAGGCGGUGUCCGAAUCACCCCAUCUGUCGGAUUGUUGGCGCACAUACUGAGUAACUGAUCAUGAUGCCAUAGGAAGUGUCCGAAAUGCUCGAUCUGUCUGAUUGAUGGCACGAGUACCUAGUAACUGAUCGUGAAACCUGAGAUGGCGUCCGAAUCGCUCGAUCUAUCACAUUGAUGGCACGCGUACCUAGUAACUGAUCAUGAAGCAGUAGGCAGUAUCCGAUUCACUCCAGCUGUCGGAUUGUUGGUGCGCGUUGACUGAUCGCCUAUCAGAUCGUAUAGCCAGAUGUGGUACUCCGAAUCACUCGAUCUGUCGCAUCGAUGGCACGCGCACACUGAUUGUCUUAUUGGUGCGUCGCGUAAGAUCACAUCUCUGCAUCACCACAAGAUGGGAGAAGGAAUGCCGCGCGUCUGUUGAAGGAGGACCAGACGACAUUGCUGCUAAGCUGUGCUUAUAAGGGUCAGCCCUUGUGGAGGUCAUAGUCAGGCAGCUGCAUACGGGGCUUGCGCAUUUGCUUGGAUCGACACACAAGUACUGUGCUCCACAGUACAGAUUCACACUUGAGGUGUAAAUCGGCCGGACGUACAAGUAGAAGCAUGUGAAGAGUGGAUGAUGCAGUACUUCAUCAGUUGAUUAGUGUCGCCACCUAGUAGAUGAAAUACACAUUAAUUCUGUGCUGCAAUGUACAAAACGCAGCGUUCUCAAGCAUGCACGUUAGUGGCAUAUAUGCUUUUAACUUUAGAUGCACGUAGAUGUACGUAAUCAAUUAUAAUAUAAGGAGUGAGUGUUAAAUUCUUGCUCGAUAAAAGUCACACACUACAAAUAGAUCCAGUGUAUUGUAAGUGAAUGGCUGUGCCAACCACUCUACAGCUCGGACUUAUUUUAGUAAGAAAGGUUGUACCCUUGCAGGCAGACCAGUUAGCCUACACUAUUGUGCUAGUAUAUAUGCAGAGUUGCGUGAUAUUAUUAGAAGUGCAAAAGAAGGUAGUCUGCACGUAUGUUAAAUGCACAGAAGAUGGGCAUUAGUGGUACAGUAUAAUUUAUACAUCAACGUGUACACAGAUAAUCUUCCGUAACCGUGGCAAUAUACUCGGUAUAUAAAUCGGUACGUAUUGCAUAUUGGUGCAGAAAUGGCAAUGUGCUUCUUGUCAGAAAUGGUUAAAAGGGGUUGUGUCAAGCUUCCAGUUCCUAGUGCUCAUAUUUGUAAAGGUAGGAUUGAUAAUACGAUAAUGCUUGUCAUGGCUUUGUACGUUUCAAUACGUAUAGGGCUGCCCUAUUGUUACAUCAUGAUGUUGGAACGCAUGUGGAUAUAUUACAGCUUUAUCUGCAAAGAUUGAACGCUUCUUAUUACAUUUUAACGUACUUCCUGUAUUAAAACUGGACAUUGUAGUAGCUUGUAGGUUUCGUGAUACUGUAGGAAGUACCAUAUUUUGGAGAAGUAUAGGAACUGCUAUCUAGCUUCUCUGCAAACCGUUAGUUAUCAGUGGUAGCAUUCGAUGAUAACCUACAUUAAUGUAGCUAAAAAAGGCUACCAUGUAAGAUAAGGUAAACAUGAAUGUAAACAAAAUAAUUUCUUUUCAGUAAUGACAAUGAGUAGUGCAUUCACACCAUUGGUGCACCACGCAGGGUGAUGACGUUCGGUGUACAAUAUUAUAGAGAACUAAGCUGAUAGUCAUAACUAUGACCAACAGUCAUAGCCUUUAUCUUUCAAAGAAGAACUGUUAGCAAACAAUGAUGGACGUGCUUUCAAUGAGAAUAAUCAUGGAAGCAGUUAUACCUGCUUAAUUAUGAGCUCAGGUGGUUUUAUCGGUGCGAGGUGAUUAGAAAUCAGUCUGUCUAUAACCUUUAAACUUGAGCCAAAACUUAUUAGCCUCGCUUUAUAAUUGCAGAUUCACCUUUAUGAAUCACAAAGAUGGAGCUCGUGUGGGCGUGUGUGUAAAGAUUGUUGUAUAUUUACAGAAUUGCUUCAGGUGAAUGAACGAAUGGUUGGACGCGAUGUCCGGUGUGUUUUAAACAACAACGGAAUUUUUUAGACUGGCUGCACACUCGUUACAGUGUGCGUUUCGUUUGCCCAAAUCGUUUCAAAUUCUUGUCUUCCCCUGGUUCGGGAUCCUGAUGUAUGAACAUUUAGAGAAUACUUCGCUACGCGUGCACUCUGCCUGUAAAGCAAUUUCUUAACUGAAAACCAGUGGUCAGUAAUAAAUCAUCCCCUUUGCACUAUACAUAUAUAUAUAUAACCCAUGUGUAAGCUAAUAAAAUUACUGCAUUCUUAAGCUA